This is a messenger RNA of Pristis pectinata (smalltooth sawfish), 612 nucleotides long. RefSeq names its product spermatogenesis associated 6-like (gene spata6l). Gene Ontology annotation, molecular function: myosin light chain binding. The transcript has 7 exons. Bases 139 to 612 code for a protein of 157 amino acids. The record is from RefSeq and is a predicted model, not a curated record. Gene Ontology annotation, biological process: spermatogenesis. Lineage: Eukaryota; Metazoa; Chordata; Chondrichthyes; Rhinopristiformes; Pristidae.
CGGACCAGGACCCGGUGCCGAGCACAGCGCCAAAUGCGGAAGAGUCCGUCCCUCCUAAUAAUGUAAUAAACUCUUGUGAAUGCUGCUCAUAUGAUGCUAUUUGCCUGUGAAGCUGCAGCAAACUGGUGAAUCUGUAAAAUGCCUCAAAAAGUUCUCAAGUGUGUAAUUCAACUUGAAAUCCACGCGGUUACCUGCCCGGGUGUGAUAUUACCAAGGAAAGAUGAUGUGUACCUCAGUGUUUGUAUCCUUGGUCAGUACUGGAAAACAAAGUGUGUUAUUCCAGUUUUCCCUCUGCUUAUUCAUGAAAAGCUGCAAUUUGAAAAGGUGUUUGGGAAAGAUAUUGUUGAUCCUGCUGAUGUUGCUGCGUUCUUAGAAUGUGAUAACACAAAGUUUGAAUUAAUACAGUUCACUCCUUCAGUGAACGAAACAUUAGCAAACUAUGAAGAUAAUACUAGAAAUUUCUUAUUCCCUGAACCCAAGUUAACUCCUUCAUACCCUGGAGUGGAUAGAGAAGUACUGAUGAAACGAUGUUCAACAGUUUUUAGCCUUACUCGAAAGGAUCAUGUCGUCAAGGAAGCUAAAGCAGAAAAUGCUGGAAAACUUAGCAGAUAA